ACAUGUGACGUCAGUCUCAUAAGCUUGCAAUGUCUAUCUUAUACUUCGUCUGUGCUACUAACAAGUCUAAAAUCUUGUAUUAUCGGUAACAUCGAGGCUAAUCGGUUGCGAUAGAUUUAUAAUUUAAUGUUAAUGUGAAUAACAAUUUAGUACUUGUGAUGAAAUCAUUUUAUUUGUAUAAAUAUGUCGGACUAUAUUUAAUAUUUUGAUUAAAUAAGUGUAAACAACUGAGUAUAUAAAAAAAUUUAAUAUUGAAGAAAAAAUAAAAACAGAAUGUUUUGUUUAUUUACUUGAAUUUGUUUAUACUCUGUUGAUAAUGUUGUAAAUGACGGGGAAACGGUAAGAGGGUUACGUUGGACCAGACCUAACCGCUAGAAUAUGUGACAAACAGUUACAUUGGUUGUCCAGUCUAUUCUAUCUCUCGUCAAUGUUAAAACGUCCGCCUUUUUUACACGAUCGUUAUUUCGUACCAUCGGGUACGAAGUUUCUGAAAAGUUAUUUGUUGUAUAUAUAUCAAAAGGCUCUAGAUAACACCUAAGUAAACGUGCUUAUGUAUAGAGGGUAAAAUUCAAAUUUCUCACGAUGUUACAUAACCCUUAUCUGCUGUAUGAUGACUUCACUAAGCCACGUGAACUUUGACCUCCCCUGAACCUGUCCUUACCAGCCCUGUCCAGUCUUGAUUGACAGUGUUUAAUAAACAAAAAUUGUCAAAUUUCAAGUUCAAAUAUUCGUUAUACGAUGGCAAACACUGGUUUAUUAGUUUUAACAAAUCCAUCAAAAGUGACAAAAUUAUUACCAAUUAUCAAAAAACAUGUGUUAAAAACUUUAUACAUUCAAUAUCUCCCAGAGAAGAACAUUUUUAAAUCAGGAAAGUACGUUGUUUCUAAUUCUCCGCAAAGACUAACAGACUAUGCUCGAACAAUUUCCAAUAUUUACAUUGACACAUCUACAAUAUCUUCACGACUUGACAUUCGAGUUUUAUUGACAAGUAUGAAAACUUCGAAUUUAUCGAUAAUAAAUACAAAAAAGCCCGUGGAAAUUGUAAUUUUUGACCACAACUACAGUAAAAGAGAAGCUGAUACAUUUAUACAAGACUGUUUAGUUAAUACUUCUGUAGGAUGUGAUUUCAUUAGUUUAAAUGAUAAUCAAAAAGUGGAGGACACAGAUGUAAAGCCUUGUACAGAAGGAAAAACUUAUAAGAAUGUAGUACUGGGUGGUACGUUUGAUCGAAUACAUAAUGGUCAUAAGAUAUUUUUAAGUGAAGCUGUGUUGCGUUGCGUAGAAAAACUUACAGUUGGCGUAACCAAUACAAAUAUGUUACAGGGAAAAUUAUUAUGGGAAUUGAUACAACCAUACACAGAAAGAAUAAUGAAUCUUAAAGACUUUCUAGAAGAUAUAGAUUCAACAUUAGUAUAUGAUGUGGUUGUAAUAAAUGAUAUGUAUGGUCCAACAAAGGAUGAUCCAACAUUUGAAUUAAUAGUAGUUAGUGAAGAAACAAAACGUGGUGGAGAUAAAGUCAAUGAACUGCGUAUGCAAAGAAAUCUGAAUAAAUUAGAUAUUCAUGUUGUGAAAUUAGUAAAGGAUGAAAAUCAUAGGGAAUACGAAGAAAAUAAAAUCAGUUCAAGUAAUAAUAGAAUACGAUUACUAGGAACACGACUUCGACCUCCUAGAAUAGAAAACAAAUCUUUGAAACCCUACAUUAUUGGUUUAACUGGUGGAAUCGCAAGUGGAAAGUCAUCUGUGGCUGAAAAAUUGGAAGAAUUGGGUGCAGGUCUUGUAAAUUGUGAUAAAAUAGCUCAUGAUUUAUACUUACCUGGAAAACGUUGUUUUGAUGCAACAGUUAAAGCUUUUGGUCCCACUAUUCUCAGAUCCGAUGGAUUUAUUGAUAGAAAAGUACUUGGAAAUAUAGUAUUUAAUGAUAAAAUACAGUUAGAUAAAUUGAAUAAAAUCCUUUGGCCCAUAAUUUUGGAUGAAGCAAAGGUACAAAUAAAUGAUUUUUAUAAAAAGGGAUUUGAUGUUAUUGUAAUGGAAGCAGCAGUUUUAAUCCAAGCUGAAUGGCAAAGUAACUGUCAUGAGAUUUGGACAUGUAUCAUUCCUCAAGAAGAGGCCAUAAAACGAGUGAUAGAGAGAAAUGGAUUAACCGAAGCUGAUGCAAAAUUAAGAAUUCAAGUUCAACCUAGUAAUGUGGAACAAAUUAAUGUAGCUAAUGUUGUCAUAUGUACCUUAUGGAGUCAUGAUAUUACUCGAAGUCAAGUACAAAAAGCAUGGGAUGAAUUAAGGGUUUUUUUGUUAGCCCAAAAUAAGAGUUAAUUAGUACAAUAAAAAACAUAUUUUUUUAAUAAAAUGUGGGUUUGGUGUAAAUUGCAUUUAAAUAAAUUUAUAAGAUAUUUUUGUUAAUGUUAAUAUUAAAGUAAUUAAUUAUUUUUAACGUUUCUUUAAAUAGAUGGAUUUAAUUUUUUCUGUAAUAUUGUUAUGGAUAGUCGCAGUACAAAUAUUUUCAUAGAACUUUUCCAAUAUAAUAUAAAUUGUGUACAAUAUCUAAUUAAAUAAUGGCAUUCAGUAAACGUAAUUUUAUAUAUUGUGUAUAAUAUAUACAAAAAUUUGUUACGAGUAAGAAGAGUUAUGAUUACAAUACCUAUUUUGAACACAUACAAUGAAAAUAAUACAAAAAGAAAUAUAAAAUUAUUUUCUAUACCAUGUAUUACAUUGCAAGUUAUUACUUUGUAAAUAAUAUAUUUUCAUUUAACAUACUUUUCAUUUCUUCAUCUGCGUAAUUGUACAUUUUAGUAACUAUUGUACUUAUAAACGAAGCAAAAUCAGCUUUGAGUUUAUUUCCACCACUAUCUACAUUACAUUUAACAUGAGACACUUUUACAAAUGUUGAAGCUAUAUUUAUAUUAAAAUAAAAAUGUAUUACUGUUCAUAUAAAUAAUAGAUGACAAAGUCAAAGUUAGUAAUAUUAUGUGUAUUCAUACUUACAAAUAAUUUUUGAUAUUUCGGGAUUUUUUUUCUCGGGAUCAUAACAAAAUAUGACACAUUUAUCUGAACCUAAUUUUGUUUGAUUUACGAAGUAGUCAUAUAAUUCUUGCAUUUGUUUCAAACAUUCAUUAGAUUGCUCACUAUACACGAAUAUAACACCAUGUACAUUUUUUCUUAUAGCUGGCCAACAAUUUUCAAAUCUAAAAUAUUAUUGGAUUACAUGUACUAUAUUUGGUAUUAUAUUACAAUAAUCUAUUAAAAUAAAAUACUCAUAGAUA
Messenger RNA from Nomia melanderi (Alkali bee), 3257 nucleotides. RefSeq names its product Bifunctional Phosphopantetheine adenylyltransferase - Dephospho-CoA kinase (gene Ppat-Dpck). Gene Ontology annotation, biological process: coenzyme A biosynthetic process. Gene Ontology annotation, molecular function: dephospho-CoA kinase activity; ATP binding. The record is from RefSeq and is a predicted model, not a curated record. Lineage: Eukaryota; Metazoa; Arthropoda; Insecta; Hymenoptera; Halictidae.